Molecule: messenger RNA, 4165 nt
Organism: Myxocyprinus asiaticus (Chinese sucker)
Lineage: Eukaryota; Metazoa; Chordata; Actinopteri; Cypriniformes; Catostomidae
Product: bromodomain-containing protein 3-like
Exons: 12
Coding region: 236-2269 (677 amino acids)
Biological process (GO): chromatin remodeling; regulation of DNA-templated transcription
Cellular component (GO): chromatin; nucleus
Source: RefSeq, a predicted model, not a curated record
GCACAACACUCCUUGUACCUCAUCUCUGUGCUGCUGCCCAGCCUCCAAACAAGCGACGAGCAACUGGGAUCAUCACACGCUUAGCACCUUCCUGGAGCCCCUAAAGGUCAAGGGUCGGGUUCUGCAAUGGGAUUUGGUCCCUCUCAGAUGACUGAAAAGCAAAACUGCAAAUAAGUCUUCCUGUGUGGAAUAUUAAAGAAUCCUUCUCCAUAAAGCUGUCCUCCUCUUUGGCAAAAUGUCAACAGUCACUUCAGCAACCCCAGAUCCUCCUGCAAUUGCCAACCCCCCUCCCCCUGAGGUGAUCAACUCUACCAAACCUGGCCGCAAGACUAACCAGCUGCAGUACAUGCAAAAUGUAGUUGUCAAGACACUGUGGAAGCACCAGUUUGCAUGGCCUUUCUACCAGCCUGUUGAUGCUAUCAAGCUUGGUCUUCCGGACUAUCACAAGAUAAUAAAGAACCCAAUGGACAUGGGUACCAUCAAGAAAAGACUGGAGAAUGUGUACUACUGGAGUGCCAGCGAGUGUAUGCAAGAUUUCAACACAAUGUUCACAAACUGUUAUAUUUACAACAAGCCAACAGAUGACAUUGUCUUGAUGGCACAAGCAUUAGAGAAGAUCUUCCUUCAGAAAGUGGCCUUGAUGCCUCAGGAGGAGGUAGAGCUCCUUCCUCCUGCCCCAAAGGGCAAAGGUCGUAAACCUGCAGGGCCAGGUCAGCAGGAUGGGUCUGUCUCCUCUGGCUCACCCAACUCCAUUGUCCCUGGUGCCACCUCGCCGAGUUCGCAGACGGCGGCCAUAUCCCCACCUCCAGUGCAUGCUGUCACCCCCAGUGUGCCAUCUGUACAGAACACAACCGCUUCCAUGAUACCCAGCGUGCCCCCAUCGCAACCCGUCGUCAAAAAGAAAGGGGUAAAGAGGAAAGCAGACACAACAACCCCCACUACCUCUGCCAUCACGGCAAGCAGGAGCCAGUCGCCCACCCCUAUUUCAGAAGGCAAACUGGCCAAGGUGGCAUCCAGGAGGGAGAGCACUGGUCGCCCCAUCAAACCACCUAAAAAGGAUUUUGAGGAUGGUGAACUAGGCCUGCAUGCAGGCAAAAGGAGCCGACUUUCAGAGCAGCUCAAAUACUGCGACGUAAUUCUAAAAGAAAUGCUUUCAAAAAAACAUGCAGCAUAUGCUUGGCCCUUUUACAAGCCUGUCGACGCAGAGGCUCUUGAGCUGCAUGACUACCAUGAAAUAAUCAAAAACCCUAUGGACUUAAGUACAGUUAAAAAAAAAAUUGACAGUCGAGAGUACCAGGAUGCACAGAGUUUUGCUACAGAUGUCAGAUUAAUGUUUUCAAAUUGUUACAAGUACAACCCACCUGAUCAUGAGGUAGUUGCUAUGGCCAGAAAGCUGCAGGAUGUGUUUGAAAUGCGUUUUGCUAAGAUGCCAGAUGAACCAGUGGAAGUAGUCGGUGUAGUCGGGGCCAGUGUUGUCAGUAAGAGCACUGUCAGCAGUGAGAGCAGUGGCAACUCCACCUCUGACAGCUCCGAUUCCGAAGAAGAGAGGGCCACCCGGCUCGCUGAGCUGCAGGAACAGGUGGGUGCGGAACAGUGUAUCUCUUUGGAGCACCCCAAUGGUAGCAGACAGGGGAUAAAAAACGGGUGCACCAAGAAUAAUCAGCUAAAAGCUGUCCACGAACAGCUAGCUGCUCUCUCUCAGGCCCCUGUUAGUAAACCAAAGAAAAAGAAAGAGAAGGAAAAGGACAAGAAAAAGAAAGAAAACAAGCACAACAAAUCCAAGCAAGAGGAGAAAGGCAAACCAGGGCAGCUGGUGAAACCAGCCCAGCAGAAAAAGGGUCCAGCCAGAAAAGCCAACAGCACUGUCCCUGGCAACAGGCAACCAAAGAAGGGUGGCAGAGGCUAUGAGUCAGACGAUGAGAUGUCACUCCCCAUGACGUAUGAUGAGAAACGGCAACUGAGCCUCGACAUAAACCGGUUGCCUGGAGAAAAGCUGGGCAGAGUGGUCCACAUUAUUCAGUCCAGAGAGCCUUCACUGCGGGACUCCAACCCAGAUGAAAUCGAAAUAGAUUUCGAGACACUUAAGCCUUCCACUUUGCGUGAGCUGGAGCGAUACGUCAAGUCCUGUUUACAGAAGAAACAGAGGAAACCUCCACAGAAGGGAGGCUCAGGGUCAGGGCCGUCCCGGCUCAGUGGCAGCAGUAGUUCCUCAGACUCAGGCAGCAGCAGUUCCAGCGGCUCCACUUCAGACAGCAGUGACUCCGACUGAACACUUUUUAUUUACUUUUGACAUUGGAGAAAAAAAAAAACAUUGUAUGCAGUCAUGGUUGUUUCCCCUCUGAGACUUUUUAUAAAAAAGAAAGAAAAAAGACAAUAAAAAUGCAUCAUGUCAGGAAUUUUUUUUUUUUUUUUUUUUUUUUCUUCCAUUGUCAAUAUUACUGUGAGAACAGAACGGUUUGAAGCAUACUUUAAAGUUCAAAUCAACUUCGCCAGCAUCCCGGUAUGUGUAUUUUUUUACCAUCACUGAAAUAAGCCAUGCCAUUUCACCAGAAAAGGGAGCUGGAAACUGCAAUCUCCUCCCUGAUUUUACUUCUGCACCCAUUUAUGUUAUUUAUUUUUAUUUUUUUACAUUUUAGCUAUGGCCUCUUAUUUUCGCAUUUGGCGCCAUGCCAUUGAGUUUGCUCCUGUUGUUGUAUUGUCCUUUCAUGAACGGAAAUGUUUCAUACUAUUCCCAACAGUGUCACAAUGCUUAAAUAGUCUGGGGAACAAAUAGCUUUCAUUAGGAAUAGCAAGCUCUCUGAAGUUAAUCUGUUUAUUUGGCCGUUCAUAUAGCUGAAGGCCUAAUUGUAAACCUAUAUUAACAUAGUCUCAUACUCCCCAGCUAAAAGGUGCAGAAAUACUUUCACAGGAAUCAAGUAGUAUUUAGCAGUUUUGUUCAGAUGCUUUACAUUGACAUGAGUAUGUAUUUGAGUCAGUUAGAUGAAAUGCGAACACAUCUUCCAACACCUUGGUUGGAAAUGAAUGUACAGAAUUCCAAAUGGUUUCACCUAUGACAGGCUUUUGUACAUCAAGCAGAAUUCGAUGAGAUUGAAGGUGUUGAUUAUGUGAAUAUUGUCACCUGGGAAUGGUCAAUUUAUCAUCUUAAUCAUGCCCAUUACUGCUAUUACUGUUGUGAUACAUAUAAUGGAGAUGCAUUUGCCACCUUGCUUACUGUUUUCUGCAGAUGUUUUGACAAUGAUAGUUGAAUCACAGAAUCUUCCUCUUCUCAUAUUCAUGCAAAAUUGAUUCAUGAAUGGUAGGUUAGAUUUUAUACACCGUUCCAAUCGGUUUAGUUAUGAUAGCAUUUUUUUUUUUCCUUAUCAAGUUUUUCAGCCAUUCCUCAUGUGGCCUACUUUCCGUUAUCUCUUAGAAUAACUAAGCGGUUGAUUAUUUUCUGUUAGUGUUUGUAAGAUAUGUCCUCUCUGACUUUUAAAAAUAAUAUUUUAAAGAAAACUGGUAUUUGUUUCAUUUUCUGAUACGUUUUGUUUUAUGAAUGGGUGCUUUGAAAACCUUUUGACUUGUUUCAGAAUCACUUAAUUUUGUAAUUAUCCUGGAGACAAAGCCAAAUUUUAUGAGGGACUUGUAUCUUUCAGACUUAAUUAAAACACUAAUAGAUGUAGUCAAAUCGUAAUUAUUUUAAUAUUGUUUUAUUUUGGUGCACACAACAGCAAAACUUCCUAAAUCACUUCUGUAUGUCUAAUAUUAAUCAUGCCCUGUCAGGUUUCCAAGAGUGAUUUCUUUUAGAGACAGACUUAAAAUAAAAUAUAUAUUGGAGUAUAUAGAUAAGAUUAUAUAUAAACUUGAUUUCUAGUUCAUUUUAGCCCCUGAUUGCAAAUGAAAGUUCCUUUAUACAAGUUUACUUUUUGAUCUUGACAUGCACGCAUGAUUUAUUGUAUUUUUCUUAUAUCAUUUUUGAGCUGUUUAUAGUUAUCCUUCUGUAAAUGUAAGUCAUGGAAACAAAAAAAAUCAAGAAAUACAUUGCAAGUAGAUUUAGGCUUGUCAAUUGCGAUAUGGGAUUUUGGGUCGGAUGCAAUGGUAGAGGCUAACAUUUGAUGUAAUCGCCUACCUGGAAUGUCUUUUGCACCGGGUAGUUUUUUUCCAUAAAAUAAAUUACAAAAUACCUUUA